GGUCAUGUGUCAGUGCCUGUACGGUCACGUGGUCAUCACCCUCCACACCACCAGUUGAGAGCGCUAUCGCAGAAGUUUGUCAGUUUUGAGAAAAAUAGGUUUAUAAACUGAGUUUUAAUUACGUUUAUAAUGGCGAGCACAUCUUUUGUGAUUUCUGUGUCGGUUAUGACUGUGUUUUGGGGUCUUGUUGGUGGAGUUAUUCCGUGGUUUAUUCCUAAAGGACCGAAUCGAGGAGUCAUUGUGACCAUGCUGGUUUUGACUGCUGUUUGCUGCUACCUAUUCUGGCUGAUUGCUAUUCUUGCCCAGCUCAAUCCAUUGAUGGGACCAUCACUGAGCAACGAUACCAUCUGGUACCUUUACCAUCACUGGCCAUAGGGUCCAUCACUGGAUCCCUUCAUAAACCAGAUGCUGGAGGCAUGCGAGGUGCCAAAACGAAUAACAUUUCACUGACGCUUUCUGUGAAAGGGAGAGAUCCUAUCGAUUGAAGCUUUACAUGCUUUAUUCCUAAUCAAAAAAUGACACCCACACUGCAAAAAAUUACUUAGUUACUUAGUAUUUUUGUCCCGUUUUAAGUACAAAUAUCUAAAGAUUCUUAAAUCAAGAUGCAUUUGAGCAAAAUGACCUGAGAAAAUAUGUCUAGUUUAUAGAUAUAAAAUAUCGAAUUUAAGUGAAUUUGUGCUUAAAACAAGCAAAAAAAUCUGCCAAUGGGGUAAGAAAAAAAUCUUGAACGUUUUGGUUUACCCUAUUGGCAGGUUUUUGCUUGUUUUAAGCACAAAUUCACUUAAAUUUGAUAUUUUGUGUCUAAAAACUACUUAUUUUCUUAGAUAAUUUUACUCAUCAAGAAAAUUAAUGUUGAUUUAAAAACAUUAUAGAUAUUUGUACUAAAAACAAGACAAAAACACCAAGUAAGAAAGUCAUUUUUUGCAGUGCAUAUGCUUGUGUAAUAAAGUCUGUUUAUAUAUUUAUUUGUUGUUUUUUUGACAGAAACAAUAUGCAAUUAAAACUUUGCUUUUGUUUUCAUUUGUAUUACACCGGCAUUGUUUUGUGUAUAGUUUUUGUCAUGUAAUCUGUCCUUUCUUUUGUACAUGUAUGAUUCUGUAUGUCCAAUAAAAUCAAGAAAGAAGA
Messenger RNA from Misgurnus anguillicaudatus (oriental weatherfish), 1125 nucleotides. It is a transcript of the gene atp6v0e1, whose product is annotated as ATPase H+ transporting V0 subunit e1. Gene Ontology annotation, molecular function: proton-transporting ATPase activity, rotational mechanism. Gene Ontology annotation, cellular component: proton-transporting V-type ATPase, V0 domain. NCBI's taxonomy places the organism in Eukaryota, Metazoa, Chordata, Actinopteri, Cypriniformes, Cobitidae. The record is from RefSeq and is a predicted model, not a curated record. Gene Ontology annotation, biological process: proton transmembrane transport.